This is a messenger RNA of Naumovozyma dairenensis CBS 421, 375 nucleotides long. RefSeq names its product Ies5p (gene IES5). The transcript has a single exon. The record is from RefSeq and is a predicted model, not a curated record. Gene Ontology annotation, cellular component: Ino80 complex. Lineage: Eukaryota; Fungi; Ascomycota; Saccharomycetes; Saccharomycetales; Saccharomycetaceae. The coding region runs from base 1 to 375 and encodes 124 amino acids.
AUGAGCCAGGAUCCCAUCUUAGAGAAAGAGCUUCAUAAAUUAGUAGUCAAAAAUGAUGAGUUCGUGAAACAAGACGCUGCAUUGAAGAAAGAGUAUACAACGCUUCUCAGGAAAAUUAAUAGUGUGGUUGCCGUACUCAAAGAACUAGACCCUGAAUAUUUUGAACAACAGCGAAAUCAUGACACCGCUGAACCUAGACUCAUAUCUGUAGGUGCUUUACAGAAAGUGCCCAAAUUGGAAUGGUAUAAUCGACAAAUUACAAGAGUGAUUCAAAAUACUAAUGGUAAUGAAAAUUUUGAACUACCAAAUGAAUUGAUCGAUUCAUAUAAAUUAUAUAAAGACUCUCCCUUAUUAUAUAAAGAUAUACUAGAAUGA